This is a messenger RNA of Alosa sapidissima (American shad), 1626 nucleotides long. Its product is annotated as CD276 antigen-like. The record is from RefSeq and is a predicted model, not a curated record. Bases 35 to 1315 code for a protein of 426 amino acids. Lineage: Eukaryota; Metazoa; Chordata; Actinopteri; Clupeiformes; Clupeidae. The transcript is spliced from 7 exons. Gene Ontology annotation, cellular component: external side of plasma membrane. Gene Ontology annotation, biological process: T cell costimulation; negative regulation of T cell proliferation; immune response.
AGGGAGGGACGGAAGGAGAGAGAGAGAGAGGUAGAUGUGUGUGUGUCCUCAUGAAGGAAGAAUGAUCGGGACGUUUAGAGGUGUGUGCGCUCUGUUAUGGAUCUUUUCCCUGGGGGAGUGUAAGAUUUCAGAAUUCCAAGUGACCUGUGUGAUCUCCGAGGACUGCGUGUUGCCCUGCACAUUCACGCCCACCCGCAAUGUGCUCGUGCGCUGGUACAAACAGGAAGUGCUCGUACACAGCUUCCUGCCAUCAGAGGGCCAACAGGGGGCCGACGGCAAGGUGUCGUUAUUCAAGGACCAGGUUGCCCACGGAAACGCCUCUCUCCUCCUGCAACACAGCUCCACUGCAGACAGGGGGCGCUACACGUGCCGGGUCAACUCCACCGUAGACGGCGAUGGAUCCAUAGUUAUCGUUAGAGUGGAAGCUCCCAUCAGUGACCUCAUCAUGAGCGUGACGUCCGAGAGGCACGUGCUGUGCGGGACCAAAGGGGUGUACCCUGACCCCUCCAUGCAGUGGGCGACCGACCCGCCCUCCCCCGCCUCCAAGCUCCACAGCGCCGUGCGGAAGACGCUUGACCACAACAGGCUGUACGACGUGGAGAGCACGCUGACCACCUGGCCACCGCAUGUCACAUGCAUCUGCACCAUUAAGGCCAAGUACUCGCCACAGCUGUGGAAGGCAACGCUCAUGGAGGGAGCGGAUAUUGUGGACGAGUCUGGAGGAAGCGUGCUGGUGCCCUGUGUGGCUCCAAAGGACUUCACGCUCCAGAACUUCACGCUCUCCUGGACCUUCAGUCCCAGCAGUGACCCCAGUGUUGACCCCAGCGCUCUCCUGACCUACGACAGUCGCACGCGGCAGACCAGCAUGCCCUCGGAGGGCGUGGAGCUGGACCAGGAGCAGGUGCUGCUGGGAAACGGAUCCCUCCGCCUACUGAGUCCAGAGAGCGCGGAGAACACGGGUCACUACACCUGCACCUUCUCCGCCCUCCAGACCAGACACCUGGUCCAGACCUGGGUCAACAUCACCGGACCACACACCGCGUCCAUCACUGGCCACAAGGAGGGAGAGCUGUGGGUGGUUGCUGUGGUGGUGGGCGUGCUGGCCCUCCUGGUCAUCGCCAUACUGCUCUGCAAGAGACGAGCACGUCGCUCCAAGCAGAGGGAUGCAGUGAUCGAGGACACAGAGAGUCAGCCCAUGCACACAGGUCAGAGGUCAGGGGUCAUCGGUCAGCCCAUGCACACAGUGAAACCCGUGGGAGCGUCCACAGUGGAGGGAAGCCAUCUCACAGAAAACCUGAAGGACACCUGCACCUAAUGCUGGCCGAAGUCGAGAGGAGUCUAGAACUUACCAAAGGCCCCACUGAUGUUCACGCAUGAGCAAUCGCACUCAAAGCGCCAUGACGAGUCCAAGCUUAAAAAGUUCUCUUCAAACAAACUGCAAACUGGGAAUUAUGGGAAAUGUGGGAGUGUUUCAAAGGUUCUUUUAAAAUUAGAUCUCAAAGGAACCAUCCGACAGCAGGGUAUACCGGGGCACAAAUGAAACAUUGUGUUUUGGCGGAGAAGGUGUUGCAAUGAUCAGCUUCCACUAGAAUCAAUGGAACAGGCUGCACCACACGUAGGAGCACU